AAUUACAACCCAUCCCAUUUUUCUUUAAAGUGGUCUAAUAAAGAUGACCUAAACUUCGCUUAAUCACUAGCAAUUGUAGCAUUACAAUGAGAGGGCUCCCCCUUUGCUCUCCCCAAUGCCUUUCCGGGCCCAUCUUCGUCGCGCUACUAGUAUGCCUGUUCGUGCCACCUCUUGCCAUGUCAGCAGGCCUGACCUAUCCUAAACAACAAGAGAGAGAUAGGAUCAUAAAACUCCCGGGGCAACCAUCGAACGUGAAAUUCUCGCAGUACUCGGGCUACGUCACCGUGGACGCGAAGGCGGGCCGGGCCCUUUUCUUUUGGUUGGUGGAGGCGAGCAAGAAGCCCGAAUCAAAGCCGCUAGUCUUGUGGCUCAAUGGCGGGCCGGGCUGCUCCUCCAUUGCUUAUGGAGCAUCCGAGGAAAUCGGCCCGUUUCGUGUCCGGCCCGAUGGCCGGACCCUCUCCUUGAGCCCCCAUGCUUGGAAUAAAGUGGCCAAUUUGUUGUUUCUUGAUUCACCAGCUGGUGUUGGCUUUUCAUACUCAAAUUCUUCAUCUGAUCGAAGAACUGGUGACAAAAGAACAGGAAAUGAUGCCUAUAAAUUCUUGAGAAGGUGGUUUGAAAGGUUCCCUCAGUUUAAGUAUAGAACUUUCUACAUUGCUGGUGAAAGCUAUGCAGGUCAUUAUAUUCCCGAGCUAUCGAAGAUCAUCGUCGAUCGUAACAAAGGCGUCAACAACCCCAUCAUCAACUUCAAAGGUUUCUUGCUUGGGAAUCCGUUGAUCGACGAUUUUUACGACAACAUCGGGACGUUUGAGUUCUGGUGGAACCACGGAUUGGUCGGGGACUCGACCUACGCUCAACUGAACGAGUCGUGCCCCCGCGACUCGUUCCUCUUCCCUUCAGAUGAUUGCUACACAGCUCUAUCCUCGGCUUACUCCGAAUUCGGAAACAUCAAUCCCUACGCCAUCUACCAAAGCCCUUGUGAUCAGCUUGCCACCCUCAACAAAGCUCCCUUGCCUUGGAAGUUUAGAGGGAACGAUCAAUGCGUUGUCAAGUACACGAAAUUGUAUAUGAAUAGAGCAGAUGUGCAAAGGGCUUUACAUGCCAACAUAACUGGAAUCCCUCACCCUUGGGCCACCUGCAGUGACGUCAUAAGAGGGGGAUGGACGGAUUCACCCAGAUCAAUGCUUCCAAUUUUUCAGCAGCUUAUAAAUGCCGGCCUCAGAAUAUGGGUAUUUAGGUAA
Molecule: messenger RNA, 1238 nt
Organism: Salvia hispanica
Lineage: Eukaryota; Viridiplantae; Streptophyta; Magnoliopsida; Lamiales; Lamiaceae
Source: RefSeq, a predicted model, not a curated record